AUGGAUGAUUCUUCUUCACCUGCUGAAGACACCAAAAGCUGUCCUCGCGGUCACUGGCGACCGGCUGAAGAUGAAAAGCUUCGCCAACUUGUUGAACAAUAUGGUGCUCAAAAUUGGAACUCUAUUGCAGAAAAACUCCAAGGAAGAUCAGGGAAAAGUUGUAGGUUAAGGUGGUUCAAUCAGUUAGAUCCAAGAAUUAACAGAAGACCUUUUUCAGAAGAGGAAGAAGAGAGACUACUCGCGGCGCAUCGGAUUCACGGAAACAAAUGGGCACUAAUAGCAAGACUUUUUCCAGGAAGAACUGAUAAUGCUGUGAAGAAUCAUUGGCAUGUUAUUAUGGCAAGAAAACAAAGGGAACAAUCUAAGUUAUGUGGUAAAAGAACCUUUCAAGAAGUUUUUAAUAACUCCUCAAUUCUUAAUUUCCCUUAUACAACAAGAAAUAUUGGUUAUGAGAAUGGAAAAUUCUUUGAUAAUACUACUUCUUCUUCAAAUUCUCUCGCUUCAUGGAAUUUCGCUUCGGUACCAUCCACGACAACAAAAACUACUACUACUAGUUCUAUUGUAUUGGAUAAUUCGAUUACGAAAUUAGGAUCGAAUAUUUAUAGAGGCUCGGAUAAAUCAUUUCUAUACAGAAUUUGUCCAAAUCUUCCAAGCUACAAGAGAGUUAUUUCAAGUCCUUUUAGUUUUUUGAGUUCUGAUGGCGAUGGAAGGAUUAGGAAUUCGAAUAUGAUGAGUAGUUUAUGCGAUAAAUCGUCGAAGUUAGUCACAAACUUAAACUCUUCUAAAGAGAAAGAGUUGCAAGAAGAUCAUCAUGAAGCUGAACAGCAUAAAGAAGUUCCUUUCAUUGAUUUUCUUGGUGUUGGUGUUUCUUCAUCCUAA
Messenger RNA from Lathyrus sativus (Indian pea), 879 nucleotides. The record is from the annotation of a GenBank genome assembly. Lineage: Eukaryota; Viridiplantae; Streptophyta; Magnoliopsida; Fabales; Fabaceae.